ACGUACCAAUCCGGUAGCCACUGAAACAGAAGAAGGACGCAAUUUAUCAAUGUCUUCUUCGACUUCAGAGCCCUCCAGGUCGGAGGAAAAAGCCCCAAUUGACUCGGACAAGCCAUCAACAUCUGCAGGGGAAAAUGAAGUAUGUAAAGCCUGCACCUUUGACAGAUCUCCAUCCGAAAUGGUUUCCCACUACAGCAAAUUCAAGGAAGAAAUUCAUCGGUUCUGCUUAUAUUGCCUCAAGUACCUUCUGCACCUGGAUGGCUACCCUGCUACCUGCAUAUUCUGUGGAGAAUCUCUCAAAGAUGAAGAAUAUUGGCAUGUCUUAUCUCCGAGCCACAAGGCAAUGGUGAGCAUGCUUAGAGAUGAAAAGGCCAUUCCUGUUAAGGAAAGAGCUUACUGCGCAAACCAACAGUGUUCGGCUCUGCACUCGAAGGCUGAAGCGAGGCUGCCUCAGGAAGAGCUUGCGAAGCUCUGUUAUGAUGCUUCUGGGCUUGCAGAGUGCAAGAAAUGCAAGCAGCGUUUCUGCUUGAACUGCCACGUUCCAUGGCAUGAUUUGAUGUCGUGUGAUGAUUAUAAGAAAUCGGUUGUUGCAGCGGAAUUGGAGGCUGAUGAUAGAAAGUUGUACAGGCUUGCGGAGAAGAAGUUUUGGGUUACGUGCAGUGACUGCGAGAGGAUUAUAGAGCAUGAUGGAGGCUGUGACAAUGUUCAUUGCAGGAGGAUCUACCGGCGGCACAGACAGGAUAAGACGUGUUGCAGGAGGGCCCUCCAAUAGGAGACUCGGGG
Messenger RNA from Phalaenopsis equestris, 783 nucleotides. RefSeq names its product E3 ubiquitin-protein ligase RNF144B-like. Bases 50 to 772 code for a protein of 240 amino acids. Gene Ontology annotation, molecular function: ubiquitin conjugating enzyme binding; zinc ion binding; ubiquitin protein ligase activity. The transcript has 3 exons. Lineage: Eukaryota; Viridiplantae; Streptophyta; Magnoliopsida; Asparagales; Orchidaceae. The record is from RefSeq and is a predicted model, not a curated record. Gene Ontology annotation, cellular component: ubiquitin ligase complex; cytoplasm. Gene Ontology annotation, biological process: protein polyubiquitination; ubiquitin-dependent protein catabolic process; positive regulation of proteasomal ubiquitin-dependent protein catabolic process.